Elaeis guineensis (African oil palm) is the source of this 854-nucleotide messenger RNA. RefSeq lists its product as uncharacterized. NCBI's taxonomy places the organism in Eukaryota, Viridiplantae, Streptophyta, Magnoliopsida, Arecales, Arecaceae. The record is from RefSeq and is a predicted model, not a curated record.
CCCCCUCCAAAAUCCCACUUCUCUCACUGAAUUAGGAGACUAAGAAAUGGGGUGGGCUAUGCUUGCUGCCUUGUUGGCUAUCCAAGCCAUCUCUUCUUCCUUACUGCCACCAAGGGCUGCUGCAGAAGAUGUGCCAAAACCUGGAUUCAAUGAGAUAUGUGAUGGUGUGGAAUGCGGGAGGGGAACCUGCCAGGUUUCAGCCAAUGCGAUGUUUGGAUUCGAGUGCAAGUGCGACCCGGGCUGGACUCAGUUUGGAUUUCAGGACCACCUCCGCUUCCUCCCCUGUAUCAUGCCCAACUGUACAUUUGAUUACGCUUGCUACAACGACUCCAUGGCUCAGGCAGCCCAACCGUUACCAAAACCUGCUGAUUUCUCCUUUUUCGAUCCAUGCUUCUGGUCUUUGUGUGGGAACGGAACUUGUGUAAGGAAAUCCGGUUUUGGGCACCACUGCCAGUGCAAUGAGGGCUUCAGCAAUCUUCUGAAUGUCACCAGCCUCCCUUGCUUCAGAGACUGUACUCUUGGGGCAGAUUGCAUAAACCUGGGGUUUACCUUGUCAAAUUCCUCCUACCCAUCUUCACCUAAUUUUUCUAAGAUACCCAGUGAAGGUUCCUCUACUGCAUACUCUCUAUGGUUGUACAUCAUGAUGGUAUGGCUAGCUGUAACUCGAACAAUGCAAAUGGAACUUUGAAGCAUCAGCAUGAGAUUGGCCCAUGGCGAUCUAAGUAGCAUACCCCAGAGAAUUUUUUUAAUUUUUUUGCCUCCUUAUCUCUUUUGUCGAGUGUUCAUUGUUGGAAAAAAGAAAAAGGAAUAACCCAUAUUUCGUGGGUUUGGAUGGUGUUGAUUUUAUCAUUUUA